Messenger RNA from Nematostella vectensis (starlet sea anemone), 1821 nucleotides. RefSeq names its product hypoxia-inducible factor 1-alpha inhibitor. The transcript is spliced from 9 exons. The record is from RefSeq and is a predicted model, not a curated record. Lineage: Eukaryota; Metazoa; Cnidaria; Anthozoa; Actiniaria; Edwardsiidae. Gene Ontology annotation, cellular component: cytoplasm; nucleus. The coding region runs from base 232 to 1551 and encodes 439 amino acids. Gene Ontology annotation, molecular function: [protein]-asparagine 3-dioxygenase activity; peptidyl-histidine dioxygenase activity; ankyrin repeat binding. Gene Ontology annotation, biological process: negative regulation of Notch signaling pathway; peptidyl-aspartic acid hydroxylation.
GUUUUCAAAUUGUUUGUCUUUGAGACAAAAGGACAACGGAAGCAUACCAGAUGGAUCUAGUACCCAGGCUUCAUCGGCAAUCAGUAUAUACGAAGUCAGAGCUUUUAAACUCUCAGUCCUUGAAAACAUAACUUCCUGAAUAAGUGAAGCGGUGACCUGCGAGAAACUAAUAACAAAGCAAAGCUUCAACACCCGAACACAGCUAACUGUAAGAAUCUAGAUCGACUGGUCAUGAUGAUGGUGAUAAACGUUUUCCAAGUUAUCGUGAUGUGUGUAAUUAUGGUUUGCCGAGCAUUCGCAGAAGACCACUGCUCACUUUAUUCACAGAAUCAAGAGUGCCACACGGCGACAGAGCAAUUUACCACCAGGGGGUCCCCCCACAAGUACGAUCCGCGCUUCCAAGGUAUCUACACUUUCCCAGUAAACCCCAUACCCAGAAUGCAAUGUGAUGACCCAGACGCGUUAGCUGCCAUCGAUAAUGGUACGCCUGUUAUUCUUCUCAACUGUACGUUCGCGAAUCCCGCUCUAAAAUGGAGCAUUGACUACCUCCUUGAGAACUUGCGUGACAAGGGGCACCCCACAUAUGUGUCACGCAACCGACGCUUUCUUUUCUAUGAAGAGGAUAGGAUCUCUGGUGAUUACGCCAAGUGGAAGCCACCACAUGUACGCAAACUUGUAGGGUUUCAGGAGUUCAUGGAAAUGGUCAAAGAAAUGGAAACGUCUGAUAACGGGACCAGGUCGUAUUUCCAGUCACCGCUGGCCAUCACCGAGGGCAUGAGCGCGUCAAUGGAGCACGACAUCAACUCGUUUGACUACCCGUGGCUACUAAACAUGGUGAAACGUCAGGGGUGGGGUACGGAGGUCGUCAACCUGCUCCUUGUGGGCAUGCGCGAUGUGGUCACUCCGACUCAUUACGACAUUCUAGAGAACUUUUAUGUACAGGUCUCUGGAUACAAAAGGGUUAUUUUAUUCAGUCCUGAGCACUUCCGGUCACUCUAUCCAUUUCCGGUGGCGCAUCCCCACGACCGACAGACACAGGUAAAUUUUGAUGAGCCUGAUUUCGCGCGGUUUCCUCGGUUCCAGGACAUCACGGGUAUGGAGACCGUUCUGGAGUCUGGGGAGGUACUUUACAUACCGAGCUUUUGGUGGCAUUACAUCGAAAGCGAGAAAAACAACAUGACUAUAUCGGUGAACUUCUGGUUUGAGCCUCGUAACAAAACAGACGAACUUCCGAGCGACCGAGAGAACGAGAAUGACCUAGAAAUAGACAACAUCGAAACGCAUGGUGCGAAUACAGACAAAGAGUCAACUGGGAAAGCGAGCGAGCAAGACAUUGCUUCACAUAACACUAGAUUAUCUAGUUCUGAAAACCUGAAGAACCAAUCAGAUACUGAUGUAAAACCGCUGACCGCUGCGGAGUACUUGAGACUGAGGCGGCAGGUGGAGAUGUCACUGUUCAAAGCUACCGCUGACCAUUCCAAGGUUCGUCAAUUAUUGGAUGAAAUGCUCAGUGGAAGAUUCGACUUUCUCGAUCGGAAAAAUGACGGAUGAAUUUUCAGUAAAAAAUAUAAAAAAAAUAAUUAAAUUAAAUUAAAUGAUAGAAUAGACAAUCAGAGAAAGAAGGAUAGGAGAAGCUAUGGAGGAAAUGAAGUUAGAGACUCAAGCUGUGCAUACGAAAGUAGGUUUUGUUGUUGUCAGUCUUGAUUAACGAACCUUCUAGAUGAUAUAUUACUUUCCGUAAUAGGCUGACAUCAAGAGGGUUAUACACCAAGAAUAUGAAAAAUAUUAUAUUUUGACAGAAAUAAAAGUACAAGAACGCUU